Messenger RNA from Puccinia triticina, 636 nucleotides. RefSeq lists its product as uncharacterized. Gene Ontology annotation, cellular component: cell cortex. NCBI's taxonomy places the organism in Eukaryota, Fungi, Basidiomycota, Pucciniomycetes, Pucciniales, Pucciniaceae. The record is from RefSeq and is a predicted model, not a curated record. The coding region runs from base 1 to 636 and encodes 211 amino acids. Gene Ontology annotation, molecular function: GTPase activator activity. The transcript is spliced from 5 exons. Gene Ontology annotation, biological process: regulation of actin cytoskeleton organization.
AUGGCCAGCAGAAGCAACAGCACUAGCAAUGCAGUCGGAAAACGAUCCAUCGCCAGCCUCGCCCCUCUCAGCGCGAUGGGCUCCAACAACCCCUCCGCCCAUCUCCGGGAUUCUUCAAGGAACACCAAUCGGUACUCGGUCACCCAGCUUUAUUCUAUGGCAGCGGAGAACGACACGGAGAUCGAAGAUGAAUUAGCCAGAGCCCAGAAACGUCUACGCGAUCUCAAAACAAAGAUUUCGUCUCAAUCCAAGAAGAACUUCGUCCUUGAACGGGAUGUCCGCUACCUCGACUCUCGCAUCGCACUGCUCAUUCAAAACCGGAUGGCAUUGGGUGAACGGGAAGAAGUACGGGAGCAUCUAGAGGAAGCCGAUGAAUCAGAAGGACUCUACUUGGACGAGAAGAGGACACAGCAAUACGCCAACCUAUUCUUUUUGCUCCAAAGUGAACCGCGCCAUAUUGCUGCUCUUUGUCGUUUGGUCUCGAUGGGCGAAAUCGACACCUUGCUCCAGACGGUCAUGUUCACGCUCUACGGAAACCAGUACGAAAAUCGAGAAGAGCAUCUACUCCUGACAAUGUUUCAGGUCAGAUUGAUCUCCCACUCUUAUCGACCAUCCCAACCACUGACUCCCCCAUGA